AUGACCGGGCAAUCCAGCACACCACUCACGAUCUUGUUCAAAAAACACAAGGUCGAGGAACUUCCUCCGGAGAGAGGAGGGACUGCAAGCCAAACAUGUCCUCCACUUCAGCCACUGGAGUGCCCAGAAAAGUUAUACCGAGACGAUGAGCCAGACUGCUCCGAGAUCUGCCAGUGCGGGGAGGGCGAAGUGCUGGCCUGCAACACCAUCUGUGUGGAGCGAGCCGCCUGUAAGACAGACUUCGCCUUCUACAACCACGCAGCCCCCGCAUACCAAGCGUACCGCGGCCGGUGCCUCUGUUACUCCGGGCGCUUCAUCUGCAUGCGUCCGGCCCCUGGGUCGUACAAGCUGCCGCAAGGGGUUUUCCUGUUCCUGGGCUACAGUGAGGCAGAUGAGAAACUUCUCUUGCCACUCAUCAGGAUGGAGGUACAGGACGCCGUCUUAUCGCUGCAGAUGCUCAUCAAGAAAAGCAUCAAACCUAAGUUUCACUGCAACCUGUCGCUCUACAGCCUUUCGAAAGAGAACAUCAUUUUGGUAGCGAAACUGGCCGAAGUAAAUUCUUCGCUGGCUAGGAAUUUGCAGCACCAGUCCAAUACUAACCUUCUAAGAAGAGAAAAGGAGGAGUGUGUCGGGGCUCUCCAGGACUUCAGUGAGAAGGUGAACUCACGGCACCCAGUCGUCCACUCACAUUUACUCCUCUCAAUUUUCAAGAUGGCUGAAGUGGAGGUCGUGGUUCCUGCGUCUAGCUCAAGCUCACCAAUUAUUGUUAAGCAUAUGCUCAAUAUAGCUGUAGUUGUAUAUUUACUAUCCAUUCAGCAAUACUGUGCUGUACAUCUGAUAUCGUGACAGUAGGCUGAACUAGACAUACAAUGUUCAUAUCUUGCUGGCUAGUUAGUCCAUUAUUCACUACUGACAUCAAUUCAUAUAAUUAGAACAUGCCAAAUUGCAUGCAAUCCAUUUGACAAGUUAUUAUUGAGUUUGAACACAAGUUUGGGUAGUCUUGUAAAAUUAUGGGCGGGAACAGAAGCAUUGUUAUAUUAUAGUAUUCAGAACACAGGUUUGCUCAGAACAAAAUAUGCUUUAUCAUCGAUAAACCUUGGUAGCGAAAAUCAACGAUCUUUUCUUGAAGCAAUUCUAAUAUUGACUUAUUGACCCUUCGAAACACCUUCCAGUCAUUUUCUCCCUAUGGCUAUGAUCAAUGGGUGUAGUUAAAUUAUUCAGUAGUCAUUAUUAUAAAAUAAAUUAUCUUGGAAUUUCCAAAUUACGAAAGCGUAAUAAGAAGUCUUAAACAUUUUAUUAAACCGUGAACAAUAAUUACUUACUGUAAUUGUGCUCAUGUACACAUUGCAUCAGUUGUAGAAUUGAGAAUUUUUGUACAAAUAUUUCAAAUUUUAAAUGGCAUUUUUUGACAGUAUUAUUAUGAUCUUCCCCUUAACCAUAAUCCAAAUGUCAUACCAAAAAUUUACGUAGACAGUACUGUAAAUAUAUUUGGAAUAAUAUAAUAAUUAAAAAUAAUAUGUGUGGCCUUGCUAACAAUGUUAAAUACUGUAAUAUACUAGUAUGUCUGUAACAUAAAUGCAAUUGCUGCCUGUUUAAUUCAUACAUGGAAUUAUCAUAUGCAGAUAGUAAGUAAUAUAAUGAAUACAUUUCUUUACACUGUUCAGGUAUUAACAAGUAAAACAAUUUUGUUUUAAUUUGUGCUGGGCAAACCUUUAACAAUUACUGCUUGGAUUUAUAAAGGUUAUGUAUACAUUUAAUAGGUAUACUGGGUGUUUGAAAAAAUAUGGAACGAACUUGUAAGAAAUGGUUAUACAUGUUUCAAUUUUUAAAAGUUCCUAUCAUAUAUGAAUUUCUUCCUUAACUUCUU
This is a messenger RNA of Homalodisca vitripennis (glassy-winged sharpshooter), 1867 nucleotides long. RefSeq lists its product as uncharacterized. The coding region runs from base 1 to 846 and encodes 281 amino acids. The record is from RefSeq and is a predicted model, not a curated record. The transcript is spliced from 5 exons. Lineage: Eukaryota; Metazoa; Arthropoda; Insecta; Hemiptera; Cicadellidae.